This is a messenger RNA of Pipistrellus kuhlii (Kuhl's pipistrelle), 1977 nucleotides long. RefSeq names its product left-right determination factor 2-like. Gene Ontology annotation, molecular function: growth factor activity; transforming growth factor beta receptor binding; cytokine activity. The record is from RefSeq and is a predicted model, not a curated record. Gene Ontology annotation, cellular component: extracellular region. Gene Ontology annotation, biological process: SMAD protein signal transduction; BMP signaling pathway. Bases 124 to 1227 code for a protein of 367 amino acids. The transcript has 4 exons. NCBI's taxonomy places the organism in Eukaryota, Metazoa, Chordata, Mammalia, Chiroptera, Vespertilionidae.
GGCCCAGCCCAGGGCUGGCUAUCAAGCCGGCCCAGCCCGGCCCUCAGCACGCCCCGCUGCUGGGACCCUCCCGGAGCCUCGUCAGGGGACACAGCCGCUCUGCCCGUCCUCCCAAGUGGCAGCAUGAGGGCCCUGUGGCUGUGCUGGGCGCUGGGGGCGCUGGGCCUGGCCCGGCCCGGGGCGGCCGUGACCGAGGAGCGGGUCCUGGGCAGCCUGCUGCAGCAGCUGCAGCUGAGCGAGCCGCCCGCGCUGGGCCAGCGGGACGCGGGGCGGCCGGUGCCCCCUGCCCACGUGCGGGCCCAGUACGUGGCCCUGCUGCAGCGCGGCCACGGCGUGCCCUCCCGGGGGAAGCGGUUCAGCCAGAACUUCCGAGAGGUGGCCGGCCGGUUCCUGGUGUCCGAGGCCUCCACGCACCUGCUGGUGUUCGGCAUGGAGCGGCGGCUGCCCCCCAACAGCGAGCUGGUGCAGGCCCAGCUGCGCCUCCUGCAGGAGCCGGUGCCCCCGGCCGCCCUCCGCCAGCACCAGCGCCUGGCCCCGCGCAGCGACCUGGCCCGCGUCUCCAUCGAGUGGCUGCAGGUGCGGGCCGACGGCUCCAACCGCACCGCCCUGGUGGACUCCAGGCUGGUGUCCGUCCAUGAGAGCGGCUGGAAGGCCUUCGACGUGACGGAGGCCGUGAGCUUCUGGCAGCAGCUGAGCCGGCCCCGGGAGCCGCUGCUGCUGCGGGUGUCGGUGCAGCGGGAGCACCUGGGCCCGCUGGCCUCCAGCGCCCACAGGCUGGUGCGCUUUGCCGCCCGGGGGCCGGCGGAGGGCGCGCAGGGCGAGCCCCAGCUGGAGCUGCACACGCUGGACCUCGGCCACUUCGGAGCUCAGGGCAACUGUGACCCCGAGGCGCCCGUGACCGAGGGCACCCGCUGCUGCCGCCGGGAGACGUACAUCGACCUGCAGGGGCUGACGUGGGCGCAGAACUGGGUGCUGGAGCCCCCGGGCUUCCUGGCCUACGAGUGCGUGGGCACCUGCCCGCAGCCCCCGGCCGCCCUGGCCGCCCGGUGGCCCUUCCUGGGCCCGCGGCAGUGCGUGGCCUCGGAGACCGCCCCGCUGCCCAUGAUCGUGAGCGUCCAGGAGAGCGGCCGGGCCAGCGCCCGGGUGGUCAGCCUGCCCGACAUGCGGGUGCAGACGUGCAGCUGCGCCUCGGACGGGGCGGCCGUGCCCCGGAGGCUGGAGCCGUAGGCGCUGGGCAACGGGCCACCAUGCGGCUUGAUUGGCGUGCCUCCGAAGGGCACCAGGUGCCAGGAGAAAUGGGGGGGGGGGGCUGUGGGUGGGCACAUGCUCUGUGCUCUCUGCUGAACUCUGAAUCCGCUUCCUCCGACCGGUCAGCUCACCUGCUCAUAACCGCCCCCAGGAAAAAGACUCUGGGGUCACCGGGCAGCCGUCCAGGCUCCUGGCUCCUUCGUGUUACCCGCUGCACUCGCUGCUAAGCACUUACCCGGUUGGUUCUGUCCUCUAAGAGCAGAAACGCCCGUCUGUCAUGGUUCCCCUCUCCCAGGAGCUGGGAUGAGUCUGGUAAGGGCCAGAGACUCAGAGGCCACUCUGGGCUUCACACCGAGGCUCCGGUGUGGGUUGUAUGUUCUGAUCUCAGACACAGAGGGCAUUUUUGCAAGAAAGAAAGAAAAUAUUUUACCAAGAAGCCUGCCCGCGGUGGAGGACACGGAACGUUCUCUAGAGGAACAAGGUUAACGCGAUUAGAAGGCCAUGGCCAAGGUCUCCGUUUGGAAGGACAGGGGAGAAGGAGGAAGCCGGAUGGGACAGAAAAGAACUGUCAAAUGCAGGAGGAGACCCCCCCUGCCCCCCCCCCCCCCAGCUGGAGCCAUAGGCUGGUGCUAGGGUCCUGGGCAGGGAGGUAAGGGGUUUGGCACCCCCCCCCAGAAAAGGAUGAGAGACUAGCCCUGACCGGUUUGGCUCAGUGGAUAGAGCGUCAGC